Molecule: messenger RNA, 2338 nt
Organism: Frieseomelitta varia
Lineage: Eukaryota; Metazoa; Arthropoda; Insecta; Hymenoptera; Apidae
Gene: RpII140
Product: DNA-directed RNA polymerase II subunit RPB2
Biological process (GO): DNA-templated transcription
Cellular component (GO): RNA polymerase II, core complex
Molecular function (GO): DNA-directed RNA polymerase activity; ribonucleoside binding; DNA binding
Source: RefSeq, a predicted model, not a curated record
CUAUAUAAAAUAUAGUAACAAAAUUUGUGGUUACCCUGUUGCUAAUACACCAUUGUACAUAUACGUUUAUAUAUAAUUAAUACAUUUUACAAGAAGUUAGUUAUUUAUAUAAAGAGUAAUUCUUGAAAGAAAAGACUACAAACAAUUAUACUGCAUAAGUGUAUCUACUACUGACAUUAUACAAAAUUAUAAUAUGUAUUCCCUGGAAGAUGAUCAAUAUGAUGAUGAAGAUACAGAAGAAAUUUCAACAAAACUUUGGCAAGAAGCCUGUUGGAUUGUUAUUAAUGCCUAUUUUGAUGAAAAAGGUCUUGUAAGACAACAACUUGACAGUUUUGAUGAGUUUAUUGAAAUGUCAGUUCAGAGAAUCAUUGAGGAUUCACCUCAAAUUGAUUUACAAGCCGAAGCACAACAUACUUCUGGUGAAGUAGAAAAUCCUAUUAGACAUUUAUUAAAAUUUGAACAAGUUUAUUUGUCUAAACCUACGCAUUGGGAAAAAGAUGGAACUCCAUCCCCUAUGAUGCCUAAUGAAGCAAGGCUACGAAAUUUGACAUAUUCAGCACCAUUGUAUGUAGAUAUAACUAAAACAAUUGUAAAAGAUAGAAACGACCCCAUUGAAACACAACACCAAAAAACGUUUAUAGGAAAAAUUCCAAUCAUGUUAAGAUCAAAAUAUUGUUUACUUGCUGGCUUAUCUGAUCGUGAUUUAACAGAGUUGAAUGAAUGUCCAUUAGACCCAGGAGGCUACUUUAUUAUUAAUGGAUCAGAAAAGGUACUUAUUGCCCAAGAAAAAAUGGCAACAAAUACAGUUUAUGUCUUUAGUAUGAAAGAUGGCAAGUACGCAUAUAAAUCAGAAAUUCGUUCUUGUUUGGAACAUAGUUCACGACCUACAUCCACGUUGUGGAUUAACAUGAUGGCAAAGAGUGGAGCUAGUAUUAAAAAAUCUGCUAUAGGCCAACGUAUUAUUGCGAUUAUUCCAUACAUUAAACAGGAAAUUCCUAUUAUGAUUGUGUUCCGCGCACUUGGGUUUGUGGCAGAUCGCGAUAUUUUAGAACAUAUCAUAUAUGAUUUUGAUGAUCCUGAAAUGAUGGAAAUGGUAAAACCUUCCUUAGAUGAAGCAUUCGUAAUACAAGAACAAAAUGUGGCCCUAAAUUUUAUAGGUACUAGAGGUGCAAGACCUGGAGUAACCAAAGAAAAACGUAUUAAAUAUGCUAGAGAAAUUUUACAAAAGGAAAUGCUUCCACAUGUAGGUAUAAGUGAUUUUUGUGAGACCAAAAAAGCUUACUUUCUUGGUUACAUGGUACAUCGUUUACUGUCAGCCUCUUUGGGCCGAAGAGAAUUGGACGACCGAGAUCACUAUGGUAACAAAAGACUAGAUUUAGCUGGACCUUUACUGGCAUUCUUAUUCAGAGGGCUGUUUAAAAAUCUAGUGAAAGAAGUGCGAUUGUAUGCGCAGAAGUUCAUAGAUAGAGGAAAAGAUUUUAACCUUGAACUUGCUAUAAAAACCAAAAUUAUUACUGACGGCUUAAGAUAUUCGCUUGCCACGGGAAAUUGGGGAGAUCAAAAGAAAGCUCAUCAAGCUAGAGCUGGUGAUGCUGGAAGGAUCAGUAGGCCUUUAUUAAUUGUUGAAGGACAAAGUCUGUUAUUAAAGAAAAGUCAUAUUGAUAUGUUAAAGGAAAGAGAUUACAAUAAUGACGGAUGGCAACAAUUAGUUGGUAGUGAAGUUGUUGAAUAUGUUGAUACAUUGGAAGAGGAAACUGUUAUGAUUGCGAUGAUCAAAUUCUUACAAGUUCUGGUUGGACAACCUAUGGAAGCAAGAGCAAGAGAUGGAGGUUUGCGAUUUGGUGAAAUGGAACGUGAUUGUCAAAGGGAACGUUUGUUCGAAGCAUCAGAUCCAUAUCGGAUACAUAUAUGUAAUUUUUGUGGUUUAAUUGCAAUAGCUAAUUCGAGGAAUAAUACAUUUGAAUGCAAGGGAUGUAAAAACAAAACACAAGUUUCUCAAAUUAAAUUGCCAUACGCGGCAAAAUUACUCUUCCAAGAACUUAUGGCAAUGAACAUUGCACCCUGGUUAAUGGUAACAUAAACAUUAAUAUAGUUACCAAAACACUAGACUAUUGGAAUGUGCGGAAUCUGAAGUUACCGAUUCCGAGUAGAUUGAAAAUAUUUGGUUAUGGAUAGUCUGAUUCUAGUCAGACUUAGAUAUAUCUAAUUUAAAUUUAAGUUGCUGAAUUUUGUGCGGAUCCCGCAUAGUCCUACUAGUCAUACAUUUAUUUAUUAUAAAUGAAAUGUAACAACGUAUCCGAACCUCAAACUUUAUAAUAAAUAUCAGACAUAUUUUUUA